AUGGAGAUAGCUCAUAUGGUAACGACUACUACCAAUACCGUGAUCAUACCCGACCCGGAUUCUCCGGGACUCGAACUCGAAGCCCCGACCCGGAUCCUACCCGCCAAGCCCAUUUCCUUCUCUAACGGCAAACGCCACCACCAUCCUCCGGCUGCCUCGCCGGCGGUAGGAGCGGUAACGUACAGAGAAUGUCAGAAGAACCACGCCGCCGGGAUCGGGGGCCACGCCCUCGACGGCUGCGGCGAGUUCAUGCCGUCGUCUUCGUCCGACCCCACGGUCCCAAUCUCCCUCACCUGCGCCGCUUGCGGCUGCCAUCGUAACUUCCACCGCCGUUCAUCCUCCUCCGCCCUCGAGUUCCGACCGCAGAACCGUCACCAUCCGCCGCCUCCCCUCCCGCUUCGCAGCCCGGACGAGGAUUCCGCCUCCCCUCCUCCGAUCUCCUCAUCUUAUAUGCUCCUCGCUCUCUCCGGUGGGAGAAACUCAUCCGCCGCCGGUGGAACUACGGCGGGUCCCGGGGCCGCAGAACCGUCACCAUCCGCCGCCUCCCCUCCCGCUUCGCAGCCCGGACGAGGAUUCCGCCUCCCCUCCUCCGAUCUCCUCAUCUUAUAUGCUCCUCGCUCUCUCCGGUGGGAGAAACUCAUCCGCCGCCGGUGGAACUACGGCGGGUCCCGGGGCGGCUCCGGGGACGCAGAAGCGAUUCAGGACGAAGUUUAG
Molecule: messenger RNA, 714 nt
Organism: Tarenaya hassleriana
Lineage: Eukaryota; Viridiplantae; Streptophyta; Magnoliopsida; Brassicales; Cleomaceae
Product: zinc-finger homeodomain protein 8-like
Exons: 1
Coding region: 1-714 (237 amino acids)
Biological process (GO): regulation of DNA-templated transcription; regulation of developmental process
Cellular component (GO): nucleus
Molecular function (GO): transcription cis-regulatory region binding; DNA-binding transcription factor activity
Source: RefSeq, a predicted model, not a curated record